Messenger RNA from Candoia aspera, 648 nucleotides. It is a transcript of the gene GSC2, whose product is annotated as goosecoid homeobox 2. Gene Ontology annotation, molecular function: DNA-binding transcription factor activity, RNA polymerase II-specific; RNA polymerase II cis-regulatory region sequence-specific DNA binding. The record is from RefSeq and is a predicted model, not a curated record. NCBI's taxonomy places the organism in Eukaryota, Metazoa, Chordata, Lepidosauria, Squamata, Candoiidae. Bases 1 to 648 code for a protein of 215 amino acids. The transcript has 3 exons. Gene Ontology annotation, cellular component: nucleus. Gene Ontology annotation, biological process: regulation of transcription by RNA polymerase II.
AUGUCAGCGGACCCUCCUUCAGCUGCUGAGCCGAACAGCCCCAAGAAGCCCUAUUCCUUCACCAUCGAGAGCAUCCUGUCAGGCUCAGCAGAGAGCAGGGCCCCCAUCCUUUUCCCCUUCUGUUUCCGAGGCAUUUGGGACCACGAGCCUAAAGGGCUGUGCCUUUGGGGGAACCUGGGUGGGCUCCCCGAGGAAGAAGAAACGGACGAGGCAGAGAGAGCUGGAUUGUGCAGCUGUUGCUGCUGUUCUCGGGGUGGCGCUCACACGUGGCAAGACUGCGCGAAUUGGCUCGCUGAUGCCAGGUAUGCCUGGCCCAUGCGGCUGUUCCACCCCAUGGGCAGGCCGUGCAGGAAUCACCGGGGGAGCCCGAGUGAGCUGCAGACCUUCCACCAGAUCCAGCGACGGACUCGGCGGCAUCGCACCAUCUUCACGGAGGACCAGCUUCAGGCCCUGGAGACCCUUUUCCAUAAGAAUCAAUAUCCGGAUGUCAUCACCAGGGAGCACUUAGCCAGCCGGAUCCACCUGAAAGAAGAGAGAGUUGAGGUUUGGUUUAAAAACCGCCGUGCCAAGUGGAGACAUCAGAAGAGAGCUUCAGCUUCAUCACUCAUCCUUCCAGGCUCUAAGAUUUCUUCCGAGGAGAGCUGCUGA